AUGGGAUCGGAGGCGGAGACGAUGACGGCGGCGCGGCGGCACCAUGCCGUGAUGAUCCCGUACCCGGCGCAGGGGCACGUCACGCCGAUGCUGAAGCUGGCCAAGCUGCUCCACGCGCGCGGCUUCCACGUCACCUUCGUCAACACCGAGUUCAACCACCGCCGCCUGGUGGUGUCGCGGGGCGCCGCCGCGGUCGACGGCGUGGCGGGGUUCGACUUCGCCGCCAUCCCCGACGGCCUCCCGCCGUCCGACCCAGACGCCACGCAGGACAUCCCGGCCCUGUGCCACUCCACCAUGACCACCUGCCUGCCCCACCUGCAGGCGCUCCUGGCGAGGAUCAACGACGCCGGCGCGGCCGGGUCCGGGGUGGUGCCGCCGGUUACCUGCGUCAUCUGCGACGGCGUCAUGUCGUUCGCGUACGACGCGGCGAGGCAGAUCGGCGUGCCCGUCGCCGCGCUGUGGACGGCCAGCGCGUGCGGCUUCAUGGGGUACCGCCACUACCGGCAGCUCGUCGACCGGGGGCUCGUGCCGCUCACGGACGCGGCGCAGCUCACCGACGGGUACCUCGACACGGUGGUCGGCGGCGCGCGCGGCAUGUGCGACGGCGUCCAGCUCCGCGACUUCCCCAGCUUCAUCCGCACCACGUACCGCGGCGACAUCAUGCUCAACUUCCUCAUCCGCGAGUCGGAGCGCCUCUCCCUCCCCGACGCCGUCAUCGUCAACACCUUCGACGACCUCGAGCGCCCGGCGCUCGACGAGAUGCGCAAGAUCCUCCCGCCGGUCUUCACCGUCGGCCCUCUCCUCCUCCACGUCCGCCGCGUCGUCCCCGCGGGCUCGCCGCUCGACGCGGCCGUCGGAUCCAACCUCUGGAAGGAGCAGGACGGCCUCCUCGCCUGGCUCGACGGCCGGCCGCCGCGCUCCGUCGUGUACGUCAACUUUGGCAGCAUCACCGUGAUGACGAACGAGCAGCUGCUGGAAUUCGCCUGGGGCCUAGCCAACAGCGGCUACCCGUUCCUCUGGAACGUGCGGCCCGACCUCGUCAAGGGCGACGCGGCCGUGCUCCCGCCGGAGUUCCUCGCCGCCGCGGAGGGCCGCGGCCUGCUGACGACGUGGUGCCCGCAGGAGAAGGUGAUCGAGCACGCCGCCGUCGGGGUGUUCCUGACGCACUCCGGCUGGAACUCGACGCUGGAGAGCCUCUGCGCCGGCGUGCCGAUGCUGAGCUGGCCCUUCUUUGCGGAGCAGCAGACCAACUGCCGGUACAAGCGCACGGAGUGGGGCGUCGGGAUGGAGAUCGGCGGCGAGGCGCGGCGGGGGGAGGUGGCCGCCAUGAUACGAGAGGCCAUGGAGGGGGAGAAGGGGCGGGAGAUGCGGCGGCGCGCGGCGGAGUGGAAGGAGAUGGCCGCGCGGGCGUCGCUGCCAGGUGGGCCCGCGGAGCGCCACCUGGACCGGCUCAUCGACGAGGUCCUGCUCUGUGGCGGGAAGAAGGGUGGAAAUCUUAAUAAGUAA
Oryza brachyantha (malo sina) is the source of this 1506-nucleotide messenger RNA. Its product is annotated as 7-deoxyloganetin glucosyltransferase-like. The coding region runs from base 1 to 1506 and encodes 501 amino acids. The transcript has a single exon. Gene Ontology annotation, molecular function: UDP-glycosyltransferase activity. The record is from RefSeq and is a predicted model, not a curated record. NCBI's taxonomy places the organism in Eukaryota, Viridiplantae, Streptophyta, Magnoliopsida, Poales, Poaceae.